UUUUUUUUUUUUUGCGUUUCCUGCUCUCUCAAUUCCAGUUGAUUUUCAAACCCUACCACACAAAAUGACGGAACUCUUUCUUGCCAUUUCCCUCGUCGGACUGACCAUCUCGGUCGUCAUGCUCGUGCAGGAGCGCAGCAAGCACGCCAAGGCGCUGAGCCAGGCGCGCGAUGAGAUGGCCAAGGCGACGGCCGAGGCCCUUGCGCAGGAGCGCGCCAAGCUCGCGACCACGGGCGCCGAGACUGCCGAGGCGAGCAGCAAGGCGCUGGACGAGCGCUGGCAGGCCAAGCUGAAGGCUGCGGCGGCCGAGCACGAGAAGGCGCUCGCGACGGCCAAAAGCCAAGCAACAGCUGAGAUCAAGCGCGCUGACGAGGCGCAGGCUGCCCUCGCUGCUGCCCAGACCAAGCACAAGCACGAGCAGAGUCAGGCAAGCCAGGCCAAGGCCACGUCGGAUGCCCACGGCAAGCGCGCCGAUGAAGCGCAGGCUGCGCUGACCGCUGCGCAAGCCAAGCACAAGACCGAGCUCGAGUCGGCCCGCCAGCAAAUCAAGACCGAGUCUGAUGGCCACGCUAAACGUGCUGAUGAAGCGCAGGCUGCUCUGGCUGCCGCACAGGCCAAGCACAAGACCGAGCUCGAGUCGGCCCGCCAGCAGAUCAAGACCGAGUCUGACGGCCACGCCAAGCGCGCCGAUGAAGCACAGGCUGCUCUGGCUGCCGCACAGGCCAAGCACAAGUCUGAAGCGGACGCGCAUGCCAAGCGCGCGGACGAGGCCCAAGCCAGCCUCGCCGCUGCCCUCACCAAGCACGCCGCCGAUCUCGAGCAGGCUCGCAAGUCUGCCGCCGCGGAUGCCAAUCCCCAGGCAGCCAUCGACCUCGCACUGCGUCAGGCUGCUGACCAACACGCGGCCAGCUUGCAGCAACAGCAAGCCACCCUCGAGAAGAAGCGCGUCGACGAGCUGGCCGCUGCCCAAGCCUCGUUCGAUGCCAAACUUGCCGCUGCUGCGCAAAAACACCACGCAGAGUCGAAGGCCGCACAGGCUCAGUCUGCCGAGUCGCAAGCUGCUCAGUCCAAAGCUGCCGCCGAUGCCGCCGCUCUGGCGCUCCGUGUCAAGACACUCGAGGCGGAGCUCGCUCCCUCUCAAGCUCGGUUGGCGCAACUCGAGGCGCUCCUGAGUGCUCAGCAGAAACAGGCUGGCCUUGAUUCGCGCAUUGCCGCCCUCGAAGGAAGCAUGACUUCGUCGUUGACUGUGCUGAGUGCGAUUGAAGCGCAAGUCAAGCAACUUGCCAGCGCUGCAUCCAUGGCAACUGCUUCUCACUCGGCGUCUUCUGGCGCUAGCAAGUCGAGCACGACUGCGUCGUCUUCUGCUUCUGCUUCUGCUUCUGUUUCUUCUGCUUCGUCGUCGUCGUCGUCGUCGGCGUCAUCGGCAGCUGCGGCGACUAAAGCUCCUGUGAAGACUGCUGCGCCUGCGCCGAAAGCUGCCAACAACGCUUCCCAGGCCUCUCCAGCAGACUCUGGCGCUCUGGCAUCGCGAAUUGCGCAUCUUGAGGCGGAUAACCGAUCGUCCGAAGCGCUGCUCGACUCGUUGGAAGCCGCCGUGCGCUCAAAGCUGGCAGCGGCCGCCAGCGCAGCUCGUGCCGGCGAAGAGGCGCAUCUCAUCGACAACCUGCAAUCGCAAAACCAAAAGCUCGUCCACGAUCUCGGCUCCGUCCAGGAGAAGCUGGCCGAUCUGCGUGAGGAUUUGGUGCAUCUUCGCGCCCAUAUGGUUCAUGCCUAAGCCUCCUGCUUGUGCUUCCGUUUUUGAUCUUGUUGUUUUCGUUCGUGAUUGACGUUUGCCCCGUUGAUGCUCGAGUUUCAGCGCAUCUGUACCUCGACAACAAGUUUUUUUCCCUCUCUCCCUUUGUUCUUUCCGAUGAUCAUGUUCGUGCCAUGCACCGAAAAAAAAAAUGUAUGCAUUUUCUUGCCA
Molecule: messenger RNA, 1963 nt
Organism: Capsaspora owczarzaki ATCC 30864
Lineage: Eukaryota; Filasterea; Ministeriida; Capsasporidae
Exons: 1
Coding region: 65-1774 (569 amino acids)
Source: RefSeq, a predicted model, not a curated record